Molecule: messenger RNA, 1848 nt
Organism: Cucumis sativus (cucumber)
Lineage: Eukaryota; Viridiplantae; Streptophyta; Magnoliopsida; Cucurbitales; Cucurbitaceae
Product: probable choline kinase 2
Exons: 8
Coding region: 437-1474 (345 amino acids)
Biological process (GO): phosphatidylethanolamine biosynthetic process; phosphatidylcholine biosynthetic process
Cellular component (GO): cytoplasm
Molecular function (GO): ethanolamine kinase activity; choline kinase activity
Source: RefSeq, a predicted model, not a curated record
AGAAGAAAAAAUCACGAAAAUCUAUAAUUACUCGGUCACAUAUGGCUUUUCAUAUGUCCGUGUCAGAUCCGGCGAUCUCAAAAUUCAACGGCUGAACUUCGUUCGCCCACGUGGAAUUAUGAAUUAAUCAGUUUAAAAAUAUAACCGCAUGUUAAGGAACCGUUUCUUUUCUUUUUGGUUUAAUCUCUCAUCAUCGAAAUCUAAAACUUAGUAAUUUCCGUUCUCUCUGUUUGAACUCAAAAUGAAAAAUUUCUAUAAUUUUCUCAGUUCUUGCUGCCGUUGUUCUGCAGAAUAAAAACCUCGGGAAUUGCUUGGAAAUUUUCUCUGUUCUUCAACUUUUUCUGCUCGUCAUCCGUUCAUUUCUGCUAAAAGAUCGGAUAAUUUCACCUGAAGAAGUUUGUUGUAAUAGUGAUUUUCUUUAGAAAUUGGUUUAACUAUGGUCACAGUGGAGAAUACAAUAAAUAAGAAAGAAGAUCGUCUACCUAGAGAAGCAAGGGAGAUUUUGCAGUCAUUGGCUAUCAAGUGGGGAGAUGAAAUUGAUUCAAGUGCAUUGCAAAUGAUCCCUUUGAAGGGAGCCAUGACCAAUGAGGUCUUCCAAAUCAAGUGGCCGACUAAAACAGAGGAUGUCUCAAGAAAGGUUUUGGUUAGGAUUUAUGGUGAAGGCGUGGACGUGUUUUUUAACCGAGAAGAUGAGAUAAAGACAUUUGAAUUUAUGUCAAAGCACGGGCAGGGACCUCGGCUUCUAGGGCGAUUUUCAAGUGGCCGAAUUGAAGAGUUCAUCCAUGCAAGGACACUAUCAGCUGUGGAUCUACGCGAUUCAGAAAUAUCUUCCCUUAUAGCUGUUAAAAUGAAGGAGUUCCAUGAUCUCAAUAUUCCAGGUUCAAAGAAUGUGUGUUUGUGGAAUAGAUUACGAAAUUGGCUAACUGCUGCCAAAAAAUGUUCCCUGCCUGAAGAAGCCAAAGCCUUUCACUUGGAUUCUAUGGAAGAAGAGAUUUCUAUAUUGGAAAAGGACCUCUUGGGUGAUCGUCAAAGUAUAGGUUUUUGCCACAAUGAUCUACAGUACGGAAACAUAAUGCUAGAUGAGGAGACGAGAUCAAUAACUAUAAUCGAUUAUGAGUAUGCAAGUUAUAAUCCCAUAGCCUUUGACAUUGCAAAUCACUUCUGUGAAAUGACAGCUGAUUAUCAUACAGAUACUCCUCAUGUUUUGGACUACAUCAAAUAUCCGGGUUUGGAGGAGCGCAAAAGAUUUGUUCAAAUAUAUCUGAGUGCUUCAGGUCAUCAACCCAACGAUGCUGAGGUGGAGCAAUUAGUCCAAGAUGUUGAGAAGUAUACUCUUGCUAGCCAUCUUGUCUGGGGCCUCUGGGGAAUAAUAUCGGUAAUUUUGUUCUCCAGACAUGUCUCACUAUGGUUAUUAGCCUUAAUCACACUAUCUUUUCAAAAUGUUAUGGCCGUUUUAUUUUGUGCUAACUGCUAAGAGCAUGUGAACGAUAUUGACUUUGAUUACAUCGAAUAUGCGAGGCAGAGGUUUGAACAGUAUUGGUCCAGGAAACCUGAUCUUCUGGGUCAAGAGAAAGUGACUCGUGUAUAGUUGGUGAGUUUUUGUUUCCAUGUGAAAAUCAAUAGGAACGUUCGUUUUUGGUUUUGAGGAUUCCAUGUAAUGUAAGGUAUUAUGAUUCCUUUAUUGACUUUCUGACGAACUUUUGUAUUUGACAUCCCUUGUUGAGGGUCGCUCCAUAUGAAUAAUGCUGUGUAAAAGUAAAUGAACAGAUAAAUUUUCUAUCAUACCAACAAACUGAGUCACGAUGUUAAUAAAUCCAAUCCUAUUAAUAUGUAAUAUGUUUCAUUGCA